Molecule: messenger RNA, 4115 nt
Organism: Patella vulgata (common limpet)
Lineage: Eukaryota; Metazoa; Mollusca; Gastropoda; Patellidae
Exons: 2
Coding region: 151-1080 (309 amino acids)
Source: RefSeq, a predicted model, not a curated record
UAGAGGCUUCCUUUUCUGUGUUGACGAAUAACUAUCAGUUAGUGGAUUAUUAUUGAAUAAUUAAUUUAAUCUUUCUUACUACUGAAGUUUAGUUCGAUUAUAAGAUCCAUGGCUCGAUAAUGAGUAUUAAAGAGGAACAAAACAAAACUGAUGGAUUGGAAUCGACUAGAAUUACAGUUAGGCAUUCCUUUCCGAAGCAAUGCGGUAAAGGACGUGAUACAACAGUUGUGGAACAGAGUGGUCGCUGUUGAAUGUCGUGGUGUAAAGGGCACUGGAAUAUUAUUUCGAGCCAAUAAUAAGACUUACGUACAGACAUGCUAUCAUGUAGUUGAAGACUCGGAUGAUAUAGCCAUUACAGUGUCGCAUGAACGUAAUUGCGAACAAUCUAUAGUAGUAGUUAGCAGUUUUCUGAUUGGAAAAUGUCGGUCCCAGGAUAAAGCCAUAUACCGCAUUGACAUCCAACCAUCAUUUUUUCGAGAUAUGCCCGACUUGGGAGCAAUAGUAGUUGAUGUUAGAUUACCUGGACCGCAAUCAUCUUUGUUGUGUAUAAAGGGUUUGGUGGAAUAUUAUAACGACGACAGGGGAUACAUGGUUCACUUUUAUUGGAAAGCGUUUAAUGGACAACCACCGAGCUCUUGUACUGUUACUUUUAGCGACAAUUCCGUUGCAAAUUGUGGAUCCAUUGAGACAUGCUGUAACCCCGGUUGUUACCGUUCUCAAAUUCUAUGUAGUAAAAUUCCAUAUACUACUCUAACCCUGUUUCAUCGAACUUUGCCAUGGAGGUCGGAGCAAUAUUCACCAGUAGUAAUGAUAUCACACCCGAAUGGUAACUAUAAAGAGCACACGGUUGGAAGAUAUAUGGGCAUGGAAAUGGGAAAUAAAAUCAUGCCACAUGCGGAUUCUGGAACGCACAUGGUUCUGCAUGAUGCCGAAACAUCUCCCGGUUCAAGUGGUGGAUGUGCUAUAAUUAUAGGAAAGGAAUCCUAUAAUCCUAUUGGAUAUAAUUCAUACAUUGGUAUGCAUAUAGGACAACGUGAUCGUAAUGGUUAUCGUUUUUGUUCCUUGGGACUGAUCAACUGAACUUAAUUGCUUUGUUCGUGUCAAAUAUAUUUAAUUGAUCUCUUUACAAACAAAUAGUUUUAAACUAAACCUAGAUGUUACUUUAAGUUUAUUCCAGAUUUAAAUUCAGGCAAUGUUCAUAGCGAAUGACCAAAUAUUUAUUUAUAUAUAUAUAUAUAUAUAUAUAUAUAUAUAUAUAUAUAUAUAUAUAUAUAUUAGCACAAAUUAUGUAGUUUCAUUUUGCCAACACGUUUCAUUUAAAAAGCAAAUAUUCCAUGUUGGCAAUCUGUUCCCUUCUAUCCCCAAACUUCGAGUUGCAAAUAUGAUUUUUUUUCCCAUUUAUAAGGUUCUAGCUUGACUAUGUUAUGGGUUAUGCAUUUUGGUGACUCGGUGACUUAUAUUGUGGAACUCUUGUAAUAAAAAAAACAUCACAGACUAAUAAAACAAAAUGCAAAUUGUGUGGAGCACCAUACAGAGAGAUGAAGGGUCUAAGAAGAUAUUUUGGAAUAGUUUUUAAAUAUCUCGUGUAACACUUUGGGUAAAAUUACCACCGACAUUUUUUUUUAAUAUCUUGUGGAGUGGAAUGCUUAUGGUUAACAGUUUGACACAAAAGAACGCAAAUCUUAUGAUAAAUGAUUACGAAGAAUAGUUACGUCUGAUGUUAUGGCGCUUGAUUUAGAGGAAACUCUUUUGGAAGCUUUAGUGCAAAAGGACCGCCGCAUUUGAUUAAUUUGAAAUGGAUACGCGGUGUUCAUGAUUUUCACCACAUUAUUUAUGUUCAUCAUACGAUUUCUGGUAGCUAGUUUACUGUCCGAUUAUUGUCCUUGAUCACUUUUAAAAUCACGUCAACUCAAGUUAUCAACCGAUUGACUUUAAAGAUGGGUUCCCAGAAAAGUAUUUAUCGGGUGGUUAUUUCCAAUACAAGUAUGCCAAUUUGGGUAUAUAUGGAAAGUAGAGAUAUCCAAUCUUACUAGAAAAAUACUGGAUUCCCCGAAAGACACUCAUGGAGCGUAUAUAGGACAAAAAUGUAAGGGUUCCCUUAAUCAACAGCCCGACGAUUAGGAAUUUCUGCCCGCAUGAUGUCAAAGGUCACACGCGAACAUUGAGCGCUUGAUGUACAAGUUGAUAAACUUUAUGAAGAGUUAGACGUACAACACUUUCUGAGAUAAAAAUGACGGAAAAAGACGCGAGUAGCGGAUAAUCCUAGAAUUUAAUAAGGAUUCGAUCUUUGUAAUAAAUAGUAAGCGAUUAAAGACAACAUCGUCUUAUGUAUGCAAUGAAUUCUCCUCUGACUUCCAAGAGAGGUAAGUCACGUAACGUAAACAUGACCUGGUUUGAUCGAAUUUUUAUAGUAGGGCAUUCCUUCGCAAGUACAAUGUUUGAGAAGGAUUUGAAGCAAAAUUAUGACAAAUUAAUUAGCUUGGAUAUGUUUUUAGUCCAUAUAUACCAUUAAAUCACCCAGUUUGUAUGCGGGAAUGUAUCUUUAUAUUGAAACAUGGUCUACUCAGUGAUAGCAUGGCCCUGGCGCAAGGAACAGUGUCUAAUCUUUCGGACGAGACGCGAAAAACGAGGUACCGUAUACACGUUGAUGUGCACGUAUAAUAACCAUUGAGAAUUUAUGGAUUUUAGUGUGGGCUUAUCAUGUCGCCAUCCUGUCCGUCGGUACGUCCGUUAACAAUUGGCUUCCGAACGCGAUAGACGCUACAAUUUUUGAUGGAUUCUUUUCAAAUUUGGUGUUAAGACUCCUAUCGAUCAACAACGUUCUGCGACCUUACUUACUUGAGUUAUUCCCCUUUUUACGAAAACUUUGUGAAAGUUUUCGACUUUUUUCAAAUUUGUUGUGAAGCAUUGUGGUCAUGAGAGGAGGAACCCGUUCGUUCCGUUCCAGAUGUAUUCCCCUUUGCAGGAAACCUGGUGAAAGCGAUAGAGACUGUAGUUCUUAACAAAUCAUUUUGGUGGCAAGCAUUGGGGUCAUGAUAUGAUGAACCCCAUCGAAUUAUAUUCAGCAUUCUGCAACUUUCAGUCACGUGGUUACCCCCCCCCCCCAUUCGCCCAUUCUGAAAGCCUUUGUAACACGAUAGAGGCUACUGUUUUAAACCGAUUUGUUCAAAUUUGAUGGGCAGCACUGGGUUCACGGAAGAAUGAAGCCUAGCACUAUUCAGCGUUCAACGAUUUCUUUCAACAUUGAUGUGAAGCAUGUACCCUAUAGAUAUUAGACAUCCUGGGUUUCUUUCGGAUAAGUUGCGGCUGAGAUACUACUGCUUUAUUGUCGCAUUCCACGUUGUGCGUGGGGGGGGGUCGAAUGGUUAGCGCGUGCGCGCUGUAUCAUAAAACCUUUCAUUGAGUCAACUGGCGUGGUUUCGAUUCUCCGGUUGUACGUGACAAGAGGUAGGGUCGCCAAUCCAACCUCGUGGGUUUUCUCCGGGUCCUCUGGUUUCCUCCCUCUGUUAAAGACUACUAUAACGCACAAGCGAAUUGUAAAAUUGAACCAUGUUUUGUUUCGAAAUGAACUAGUUUGUGUCGAGUGGACGUUAAACCUCAUUUCCCUGUAUCUCUCGCUUUACGUGGCCAUCUUUUAUAGUAGAAUUCCCAUAUAGAAUCUAUAUCGAGAAUUUGAGUAUGAAAAUAUGAGCGAAAUAAAUAUAAAUGGAGUAUUCGAUUAAUAAAGAUCUGUUACAACAAAUACAAGAGUUUCUUGAUUACAGUUUUAUAUAAAGCUCCGAUACAUACGAUACAAGCAUACAUUAAAAUAGAUUACAAUUAAGUCGUUCUCUCAAUCCCAAUCCACCCAGACUCGCUCUGCUGAUAGACAUUGCUACAUCUUCUCCCUCUGGAAUCAAACGGCUGUCUGGCGAAUGUUCAGAGAUAUAAUAGUCUUGUAGCUUUGGGUUUGGACCUUCAAUUAUCUAAUUGGUCAAAUAUGACGUAAUUAAUUAUAACGAUUGGUUAAUGAGUUUAAUAACGUCGAAAUCCAACCUUAUUAAGGAUAGUGGAAACUUAUACCAGAGUUUCACAUUUUUGUUAUUAACCUAGAAUUAAAUGUUUACCAACUUUAA